This is a messenger RNA of Capronia epimyces CBS 606.96, 1914 nucleotides long. RefSeq lists its product as uncharacterized. The record is from RefSeq and is a predicted model, not a curated record. Gene Ontology annotation, molecular function: DNA-binding transcription factor activity; transcription cis-regulatory region binding. Gene Ontology annotation, cellular component: nucleus. Gene Ontology annotation, biological process: positive regulation of transcription by RNA polymerase II. Lineage: Eukaryota; Fungi; Ascomycota; Eurotiomycetes; Chaetothyriales; Herpotrichiellaceae. The transcript has a single exon. Bases 1 to 1914 code for a protein of 637 amino acids.
AUGUUCAUCGAUGAAACCGCCGAGUUGACAGCAAUCUACGAUCAGGAUCAUAAUCGAGGCGACGAAGACGAAGACGAAGAACUGGAUCUCGACCCUGAUGUUAGGCCUGCAUCCUCUUACCAAGGUGACGAACAGAUUGACCGAAAUACUUUCGUCUCCGCCUUCCAACAGCCGUCUUCGCUCUCGUAUGAACCUGGCGAUGUUGGGUCAAACACCCCCGACCAAGGGGUCUCGAAUACGCCACAACUGCCUGUCGAGGACUGGCAAAGGGGACCUGGAACAGGAAGUGUGGUCGACCCUUCGACGCAAGAACAGACCAGUUCGGUCCACGACUUUUGGGAAUCUCAUGGCCCGAUGCCUAUUCUAUCUCCAAUUCAAAGCAGGAUAACGGAUAUCGAAAUACCUACUUCCCCUUUUCUCGAUGGCCUCGUCAAGAAGCCAUCAUCGACGCAACCCAUCCACACUGCCCUGGAGGUGCUACUGCUUCGGUACUUUGUCGAUGUUCUUGCGCGCUGGUUUGAUCUCUGUGAUCCCGAGAAGCAUUUCGAGUUGAUCGUCCCGCAAAGAGCGCGGUCUUGUCCUUCCCUGAGAAAUGCCGUGCUCGCUGCAUCGGCGAGGCAUCUCACUCGCACCCAGCAGAAUGCGGAGGGUGGGCUGGACAACGUGUACUACUACCAGGGCCGUCUUGUUACGGACCUGAAUGAAGAAACGGCGCUUCGCUACCACACCGAGUGCAUCCAGGAUCUUCUCCACCGCAGUCUCGAUCCACAGCAGACCCGAGACGAGAACCUGCUCGCUGCAGCCAUCAUUCUGAGGUUCUACGAGGAAAUAGACGCACCUCUCCGUGACGACGACCGGGACAGUGAGCUGUUCCUGCGCGUGAUCAACGUCUUUAUCGACGCUCAAAUCCCCAGCGUGCCACUCGUGCCACACAGUUCGCCUAUUAUCAAUGGACUCAAGGUCGGGAGUGCAGACGCUGCUCGCUACGCACCCAUGCCAUCAUCACCUGGAGAGGCGGUGCAUUCACCCACCACGUCCGAAACCACAUCUUACUCACUAGGCAUGCUCGGUGGCUCUGUCGAAGCACCCCCAGCCCGCUGGCGAACGGACGGGCUCUGCCAGGCAGGCUUCUGGGUCGCGUUCCGGCAAGAAAUUUAUUCGGCCUUCCUGAAACAGCGGCCUCUCAACCACGACCUUGCUCGGUGCGAGGCGUUCCGCUCUUUUACCCCGGCCGAGGACGCCGUCUGGGCUGACCGAUUGAUCAUCUUCUGCGCCGACGUUUUGGAGUACUGCUAUGGAAACAGUAGCAACAGCAACCCCAACACCACCACCAACACCACCACCGGCAGCGUCCCCGCCGGCACGGCGACACGGCCCAGACACAAUUCAGCCUCGUCGUCUUCCAUGCCACUGUCGACGUCUGUGUCGGCCAAAGAGCACUGGCUGACGCUCAAGCAACAAGAAACCAUGUGGGCGCAAGUCUUGCCCUCGAGCUUCGAGCCCAUCUAUUUCCGCGACCCGGACCGGACGCGUGGCGAAGUCUUCCCCAUGAUCUGCUACCUAUCCGACUGCCACGUCGCGGGCGUGCAGCAUGUCGAGCUGGCCAAAAUCCUCCUCGCCGUCUAUGAUCCGAGCCGCGCCCGCCUGGGUCCCGGCCACGUCGCCAACAUGCGCGCCCUAAGUCGUGAGCUGCGCCACAUCGUGCUGCGUCUCUGUGGCAUCGCCAUGAGCAACCGCAACAGCCCGCCGGCCUUGCUUACCGCCUUUCUGGCCAUCGUGGUGUGCGGCGACUAUUUCGAAGAUCCGCUCGAGCAGCACGCCCUGUUGGGCCUCAUGGACGAGCUGGAAGGCGUGUAUGCCUGGCCCGUGGGCAAUACGAGGACCUUGUUGAGGGAGGCUUGGGGCAUGGCUUGA